Molecule: messenger RNA, 1044 nt
Organism: Stegostoma tigrinum
Lineage: Eukaryota; Metazoa; Chordata; Chondrichthyes; Orectolobiformes; Stegostomatidae
Product: putative proline-rich protein 21
Exons: 1
Coding region: 1-1044 (347 amino acids)
Source: RefSeq, a predicted model, not a curated record
AUGCUCGCUCUGUCAUGUGAUUCGGUCUAUGCUCGCUUCACCAUGGGACUGGUCGAUGCUUGCUUCACCAUGGGACUCGGUCUAUGUUUGCUUCGUCAUGGGACUCAGUCAAUGCUCGCUCCAACAUGGAACUCGGUCUAUGCUCGCUCUGUCAUGGGAUUCGGUCCAUGCUCGCUCUGUCAUGGGAUUCGGUCCAUGCUCGCUCUGUCAUGGGACUCUGUCCAUGCUGUCUUCACCAUGGGACUCUGUCCAUGCUUGCCCCACCAUAGGACUCGGUCCAUGCUUGCUCCACCACAGGACUCUGUCCAUGCUGUCUUCACCACGGGACUCUGUCCAUGCUUGCUCCAUAACAGGACUCUGUCCAUGCUGUCUUCACAACGGGACUCUGUCCAUGCUUGCCCCACCAUAGGACUCGGUCCAUGCUUGCUCCACCAUGGGACUCUGUCCAAGCUUGCUCCACCAGGGACUCUGUCCAUGCUCGCUCCACCACGGGACUCUGUCCAUGCUUGCUCCAUGACGGGACUCCGUCCGUGCUGUCUUCACCACAGGACUCUGUCCAUGCUUGGUCCACCACGGGACUCGGUCCAUGCUUGCUCCACCACGGGACUCUGUCCAUGCUGUCUUCACCAUGGGACUCUGUCCAUGCUCGCUCCACCGCGGGACUCUGUCCGUGCUCGCUUCACCGCGGGACUCUGUCCGUGCUCGCUUCACCACGGGACUCUGUCCGUGCUCGCUUCACCACGGGACUCUGUCCGUGCUCGCUUCACCACGGGACUCUGUCCGUGCUCGCUUCACCACGGGACUCUGUCCGUGCUCGCUUCACCACGGGACUCUGUCCGUGCUCGCUUCACCACGGGACUCUGUCCGUGCUCGCUUCACCGCGGGACUCUGUCCGUGCUCGCUCCACCGCGGGACUUGGUCCAUGCUUGCUCCACCAUGGGACGCAGUCCAUGCGCACUCGGCCUGUGCGUGCUUCAAUCCAUCAUGGGACACAGCCCACUCACACUACUCCUUGCCUCAACUCUCUGGGUAAUAAUUAAAUGA